Messenger RNA from Acipenser ruthenus (sterlet), 5243 nucleotides. Its product is annotated as mannosyl-oligosaccharide 1,2-alpha-mannosidase IA-like. Lineage: Eukaryota; Metazoa; Chordata; Actinopteri; Acipenseriformes; Acipenseridae. The coding region runs from base 297 to 2162 and encodes 621 amino acids. Gene Ontology annotation, molecular function: mannosyl-oligosaccharide 1,2-alpha-mannosidase activity; calcium ion binding. Gene Ontology annotation, biological process: N-glycan processing; carbohydrate metabolic process. Gene Ontology annotation, cellular component: Golgi membrane; endoplasmic reticulum; extracellular exosome. The record is from RefSeq and is a predicted model, not a curated record. The transcript has 12 exons.
CCAUGAUUGGACAAGGAGGACUGCCAAUCAGAGAUUGUUUCCAUUCCUUUCCGUUCUAUACAUGAAGUGAAGAGUUAGCUUUUGCAUAUGUGUUCCAGCAUGGUCAGCUGAAAGAGCAGGGCGCUUUGUAGUAUCAUACUGUAAGUUUCUUAAAAAGAAGACAUACCGCACAGCAAGGACAUCGUUUCCAAAUGGCGAGAUAUAUUCACUAACAUAGGACGAAAGCAGCCAAGGUUUUAGACUUUUUAAUUGUUUUUUAUUCUGUGUUAUUAUUACUAUUUUUUUGCAUCGAGAAAAUGCCAACUGCAACGCUUUUGCCUUUCACCAAUACUCCGAGUAGGAAGUCAGCAAGCCCGAGCGCUUUCCGACUCACGGAGAAAUUUAUUUUGCUUUUAGUUUUCAGCGCUUUUAUCACACUGUGUUUUGGUGCUAUUUUCUUUUUACCUGAUUCGUCUAAGCUGUUGAGCGGGGUGUUUUUCCAUUCUUCCUCCGUGGAGGCUGACACCAAAACAGGUACAGACAGCAAUGGAAGUAUCCACGGGGCAGACAGUGAUGAAAACAAGUUAACAAGAAUCCGAAAAGAUCACGAGAAGGCUCUGAGCGAAGCGAAGGACACCCUGCAGAAGCGACCAGACGAGAUCCAACGAGAAAUUCAGAACGAGAAGGAAAAAGUUCAGAAGAAUGUAGAUGUUAGCAGAGGCGGAGGUGACGGUAACAGUUUGCCCAAAAUUAACUUUCACAAGCCACCCGGAGCAAUAGGACGUGAACCUUCAGACCAGGAAACCAAAGAGAAAAGGGCAAAAAUACAAGAGAUGAUGAAAUUUGCCUGGGAUAAUUACCAACGGUAUGCUUGGGGAUUGAAUGAGCUGAAGCCUGUCUCAAAACAAGGACAUUCAAGCAAUUUAUUUGGUAGCAUUCAAGGAGCUACGAUAGUGGAUGCACUUGACAGCCUGUACAUCAUGGAUAUGCAGGAUGAGUUUAAAGCCGCCACAGAUUGGGUUGAGAAGAGUUUAGACUUCAAUGUGAAUGCUGAAAUAUCGGUCUUUGAAGUAAACAUCCGGUUUGUUGGUGGACUUCUGUCAGCCUAUUAUCUCUCUGGAGAAGAGGUAUUCAGGAAGAAAGCGGUCGAACUAGGAGAGAAGCUCUUGCCAGCCUUCAACACCCCCACUGGAAUCCCCUGGGCCCUGCUUAAUAUUAAGAGUGGAAUAGGCAGAAAUUGGCCUUGGGCAUCAGGGGGUAGCAGCAUCUUGGCUGAGUUUGGAACCCUCCAUUUAGAAUUCAUGCACCUGAGCCAACUCUCUGGGAACCCUGUAUUUGCUGAGAAGGUAAUGAACAUUCGGAAAGUUUUGAACCGUUUGGAUAAACCACAAGGCUUAUACCCGAACUACCUAAAUCCUAACAGUGGACAGUGGGGCCAGAAUCAUGUAUCAGUUGGAGGUCUCGGGGAUAGUUUUUAUGAGUAUUUGCUCAAGGCAUGGCUGAUGUCGGACAAGACCGAUGAAGAAGGCAAGAAAAUGUAUUACGACUCCAUUCAGGCCAUCGAGUCACACUUAAUUAGAAAAUCCAGAGGGGGCUUCACCUAUAUUGCAGAGUGGAAGGGAGGCUUGCUUGAGCACAAAAUGGGUCAUCUGACGUGCUUUGCUGGAGGCAUGUUUGCACUUGGGGCAGAUGGGGCACCAGAUGAGAAGACUGGACACCAAAUGGAACUGGCUGCUGAAAUCGCACGCACAUGUCACGAGUCAUAUUCCCGCACCACUCUGAAACUGGGACCAGAAGCCUUCCGGUUUGACGGUGGUGUUGAAGCCAUUGCCACAAGGCAGAACGAGAAGUACUUCAUCUUGCGACCCGAGGUUAUUGAGACGUACAUGUACAUGUGGAGGUUUACUCACGACCCCAAGUACAGGCAGUGGGGCUGGGAGGCAGUGCAGGCACUGGAGCAGUACUGCAAAGUAAAUGGUGGAUAUUCUGGGAUUAGGGAUGUUUACGCCAGUCACCCAAGCCAUGAUGAUGUGCAGCAAAGCUUCUUCCUGGCAGAAACACUCAAGUAUCUGUACCUGCUGUUUUCAGAAGAUGAUCACCUUCCCUUUGAACACUGGGUCUUCAAUACAGAGGCACAUCCACUACCAGUCAUCAGGAAAGAUGUAAAGAAACCAGAAGUGUAGAAAACCAACAACUUUUUCAAGAAAUUGUGGCAUCUCUAAAAGGCAGAUGACAGACUUCUCUACUCUUUACUCCACUGUCUUGUAACAUACAUCAAAUCCGAGAAGAAACUGGAUCAAUAGAUCUGCAAAUUUGGGGUUAUUGGUCAUUUAGGUAAUCUUGCCCCUGGACUCUAUGAAACUCAUGUAAGUGUACAUGAUUUGUGUCCCCAGCCUUACAGCAUAUAGCUAACAGUGCAUGUUCCCUGUAUUUUCUAAUAGAAGGAUCUGACUGCAGAGAUAGACUGCAAGAUUCUUUCCUCCUCUGUGAGGAGAUGGAGGCCGUUUUCAGCUGUAAUUUUUGCUGUGUUGCAAAAAAGCCAUAAUGAACUGAAUAGAAAGCUUUAUUAUUCACAAAACUUUUUUUCUGUUUUGUUUUGUCACUCAUUUUGCAUCUGUGGUGUCCACUGAACAUCAAAAACGACAGCUGACUAAAAUUGUCUUUUUUUCUGAUGUACAGUAUGCAUACUUUUUUCUAAGAUCACCUUUUUAAUGUGAAACCCUGGGUCUCUAGUUUAAUACUGGUUACCAUAGUGCACAGCCAUUGUAUCCAAUCACGUUAAAAUAGGGCCUUAUCUGUCAUUCAGAAUAAUACAUAUUCACGCUGCCGAGUUCAUUGUUUUUGUUGGAGAAAGAAAUUCUUGCUGCUUUUGAGUUCUGUGUGUAGUGGUGUGGUUUAGGUUACUGUGGCUUGGUUCAUACUUCCACACUGCCACCUAUUGUAACUUGGAAAUGAGUGCAUCACCCCCAAGAUCAGGCUGGUCACCCCAUAUGCAACUGCAAAGUAGGAAAUACAACAUUUCUAGGAAAACUACCUUUACAAACUCUCAGUGCUUGCCUCCCAAAGACAUUGUAGUAAUGAGGGGACAAUAUGCCAUUGUGUCCCUUUGCUAAAGAAUGCAGAUACAGUAUAGCAAUUUGAGAUGACACACAUUUUGUUCACACAUGAAAAUAUGUUCUUGUAAAAUUUCAUAAUUGUCUGUGUCAUAAGUCUACUGAGUUUUACAUAGGAAGAUGUUGGAUUAUGAAUGAAAAAAUUGGGACAAUCAUUGUGGUAUUUACCAUGAAUUUAAUUUAUAAUUUUGACAUUCCGUUUUCUCUGUUUCCCCUUAGAUGUAUUUAAAAUCAAGCUGUCAACAUCUAAUAUCUGUUAUCCAUCUAAAUAUUUUAGAAAAAUAUUAGUGAAUUUUACUGAUGAAGUACAGACAAAGAGAAGGAGAUGUGAUCCCUUUUAUUGGACUAAGUAAUUAAUCGCAAGCUUUACCUCCAGAGGGCUCUUCUUCAGGUGAAAGUAGAAAAGAGAUUGAAGUAAUAAUGGAGUAAUACUGAUGAAGUAAUAAUGGUGGGGAUUUGCCUUCCAAUUAUGUUUUUGUGUUUUGUUUAAUUUAUCUUGGAAAACACAAGCUUUUUAUAAAGUAUGGUAUUUGUUGUGGGAUUCUAGGUGGUGUAAAAAAAAGCACAAUUAGGAAACAUUUCAUUAUAAAAUGAGAAUAAAGAGGUGUGAGGAAACAAGUACUUUGAAUAGACUCAUUGUCCUACACUGGAUUGUUAACUAUUCAGCUAUACAAUGUUUACUGUAUAUGAAGUUCCUAUUAGUAGGCAAGCCAAUCAAAUAAAAACUUGGGUGUUGUAGCUGGAAGGAUUUUUUUUGUUUGUUUUUGUUUGUAAAAUGUGCUUUAAAAAAAACCAAACACAACAAUUAAAAUAUUUUUUUAGGAAGUAACAAAGACCCUGUUUACAAAGGUUUUUUAAAACAGAAAUGUAGUCUGUUUUUGAUGGUUUAAAUGAAGUUUUGAUGUUUAUCAAACUGAUUUUAAAUGACUAUUUAACUUCAACGUUCAUGCAUCGGAAAAUCCAUCAAAGCGGACUUAACCUUUCAGGUGUUUAAAGAUUUGUACUUUGUGAAGGGGUGAAGUUACUCCACAGGCUACUGACCCAUUCUGUUUGUUGGACCAGGGGAUAUUGGAACUGUCUAGACGAAUGCUUAGAAAAAACACAGCUCAUUUUGGUUGACCUCACUUUCUUAAACAUCUGAUGCAUUGCUUACGUUGUCUUUGAUACCAUAUUAUGUCUGAUAAAACACACAACAAACAUUUUGUUUUUCUGUGACUGUGCAUCUAAAACAGACCUUUUACAUAAUUGAAAUAACUACAUAGUUUUAUCCUACACUAAAUGUAGCAAUAUGCACAUUUAUUUGUUACUGCCAUUCUUCAAAUUCUCUCCUGCUAAGAUACUGUUUUAUGAGGCGUAAUAUGGUGUACAUGUCAACGUUCAUUUAUUUUCGCUAAAUCUGCUUUUAUAUCAUUAUGUGAAAGGAAAUACAUUCCAGAUAGCGCUGUUCCUAAAUGUGUGCACAGAUUAUUGCUUUUAUGAUCACAUGGUUGUCUAGGGGUUCAUUGUGUAUAUUUGCAUAUUUCUGCCUGAUAUACCCUUUUAUUCUCUUAUUCUCAUUUUAGGACAUAUUUGUGGGGGGGGGGUAAACUGGUGUAUUGCCUAUCUAACUAUAAAGGAAUAAAAACAAGAGUUGCAGUUGUAUGUACAGUAGUUAUCUGCAAAAUGAGCCUACUUUGUUUCACUUGGGGUAUGUUCUGUGGUAAUACUGGAAUUGUGUAUGUACUGUAUAGUGUACAGUUAAGUGUAAUUUCUCUACAUCUAUAAAACAAAAUGUAAGGGUUUAUUUUCAAAUGCCAACUAAAUGUAUCUGGCUUCAUGACAUAAACGGGAAUCAUACAGUACAUCACAAUGCCUUUUUGUGAAAUGAUUAUGCUUUUUGUGUUGAAAUUGUAAUAUGUGACUGUACACUUGUGGAAUAAGCAUUCCAUUGCACAUAGUUUCUUUUCAUUUUAUAUGCAAUUAAAUGUGUGUGUUUUUUUUCAUUUAUAUUUGUUUUUAAUAUGUAAAUAUUCCAUUCUCGCAUAUAUGCCUUUCCACCUUUAUAUCAAUCUAUGACGUUACAGAUUAUAUCAUUAAAAUGAGCUGCAAAAUUUUUAAUAACUAUAUUUGUAACAUUUCUCUAUUGUGAAUAAAAUUCUUUUACUAAAUUAA